Cylicostephanus goldi is the source of this 522-nucleotide messenger RNA. The record is from the annotation of a GenBank genome assembly. NCBI's taxonomy places the organism in Eukaryota, Metazoa, Nematoda, Chromadorea, Rhabditida, Strongylidae.
ACGGUAUAUGUGGCUUAGAAUUUUGUUAGAAUAUAAUUUACUUUUCUUCAGAUAGCAUUGCUGCUGGCUGUACCCAGUGUGGGCGGAGCUUGUUAUGAUAGCAUCCAAGAAGCACAAGCUCAAUCAUUUCUUGCCAAGGUGAAUGAAAUGCGCACAAGUGUCGCCAAUGGAACAUUUGAGGCAGACGGUACACUACUACCCCCUGCUAAAGGCAUGAAUAAAUUGAGUUGGAGCUGCGAACUAGAGGAAGAAGCCAAGGGCGUAUUUACUGAUGCUGCUACGUGCCCAAUCCUGUCUAAGGACAUGGCCACAAGGGCAGAAGGAAGUAGUCACAGCUGGAUCUACUUAUGGGACGGCCCCAACGAUGAUGUUCCUGGCGAUGAUGCAUUCAACCUCACAACCAGCACGCCCUUCAGAGCAGCAGAAACGUAUAACCCUUACAAUGACAGCACAUCACUCUACUACAACGCCUCUUUUACAGAGGAUAUCAAUCUCGUCAACGUUGGUUCCCUUUGUUUUUGA